CCAAGUCCCAAGUCCCAACCACUCCCAUCCUCGCAAAGUGAACCGGAAGCGCGGAUGGAGGCAGCCGCCGGCGCGGCGGGCUCGCUCCUCGGCAAGCUGCUCACGAAGCUGUCCGACGACCUGGUGGCCGCGUAUGUCGACAGCCUCGAGCUCGGCCACAACUCCGACCAGAUCCAAACCAAGCUGCUUCACACACAAGGGCUGCUGCAACUCGCCGAGGGGAGGGACGCGAGCAACGUCCCUGCCCUGCCGGCCUUGUUGGAGAAGCUGAGCAAGAAGGCCGACGAGGCGGAGGACGUGCUGGAUGAGCUCCACUACUUCAAGAUCCAGGACCAGCUCGACGGCACCGACUAUGCCGCGCCAGAUCUCGGCGAUGGCCUCCUCGGCCAUGCUCGUCAUGGUGGCCAUGCUGCUCGCCACACUAUCGGUAACUGGUUUCCAUGCUUUUCUUGCUCGCGUGCCCAAGAUGAUGGUUCUGCAACUACUGCUGCUGUCAAUAGCCCACACCACAUUGCUAGUGCUGAUGAUGGUGGCGAUGUCAAUAAGUUACAUUUCGACAGAGUCGCCAUGUCCAGCAAAAUCAAGUCAGUGAUAAAGGAAAUACACUCCCUAUGUGAUCCCAUCUCUGAUUUGCUCAGCAAAAUUCCAAGCAGCAGCACAACUGUCACCCUAAAACGGCCCCGCAUAGGGUCCACAAUAAUACAAGAUACACUGCACGGGAGGAAAGACAUUUUUGAGAAAAUUGUCAAUGAUAUCACAAGUGGCACACAUCACGGUCAAACUGUUUCUGUUCUUCCUAUAGUUGGCCCAGGGGGUAUUGGAAAAACAACUUUCACCCAAUACCUGUAUAAUGAUGGUAGGACUGAAGAGCACUUUGCUGUUAUGGUUUGGGUGUGUGUAUCGACUGAUUUUGAUGUGUUGAAGCUCACCCAGCAGAUAAAUAACUGCAUAUCUGCUACUGAAAAUGAAACUGCAAGUGAAACAACCAAUCUAGACCGGCUUCAGAAGUCCAUUGCACAGAGACUUAAGUCCAAAAGGUUCUUAAUUGUCUUGGAUGAUAUAUGGAAAUGCAAUAGUGAGGACGAGUGGAAAACCCUGCUAGCCCCAUUCACAAAGGGGGAAGCCAAAGGCAGCAUGAUACUUGUCACAACUCGAUUCCCAAAACUAGCAAGAAUGAUGAAAACAGUUGAUCCAGUUCAACUGCAAGGCUUGGAGUCUAACGAGUUCUUCACAUUCUUUGAAUCUUGUAUAUUUGGUGAACAUAAGCCUAGGGAUUAUGAACAUGAGUUAGAUGGCAUUGCAAGAGAAAUUGCAAGCAAGUUAAAGGGCUCCCCCCUUGCAGCCAAAACAGUGGGUCGGCUAUUGAAGAAAAAUCUUUCCCGAGAACAUUGGAAUGGAGUUCUUCACAAUCAUGAGUGGCGAAACCAGAAAAAUGAUGACGAUAUUAUACCAGCUUUGAAAAUUAGCUACGAUUUCCUACCAUUCUAUAUGAAAAAAUGGUUCUCAUAUUUUUCCCUUUAUCCUGAAGAUUAUAGGUUUCGUGAUUCUGAAAUUAACCGUUUUUUGAUUGCAAUAGGCAUCAUAGACUCUAGCCACCGAGCCGAUAAGAGGUACAUGGAAGAUCUAGUGGAAAAUGGUUUUCUCAUGAAGCGGGUUAUUUGUUAUCACUCUUUUCGUGAAGAAUACUAUGUAAUGCAUGAUUUAAUGCAUGAGCUAUCCCGGAGUGUCUCUGCACAAGAAUGCCUCAAUAUAAGUGAUCUGGAUUUUAGAGCCGAGGCCAUCCCACAAUCUAUUCGGCACAUAUCCAUCACCAUAGAGAAUAGAUAUGAUGAAAAGUUUAGGAAAGAAAUGGGUAAACUAAAGGGGAGGAUAGACAUUGUAAAUCUACGGACACUGAUGAUUUUUAGACAAUAUGAAGAAUCAAUUGUUGCUAUCUUAAAAGAUAUGUUCAAGGAAACAAAUGGCCUGCGCGUCCUAUUUAUAGCAGUGAAGUCCCUUGAAUCUCUGCCACAAAGCUUUUCAAAACUAAUCCACCUCCAGUACCUCCAAAUUGGAUCACGCAUUGGCAUAGAAAUGACUUUACCUAGCACACUAUCCAGAUUUUAUCACUUGAAAUUCUUGGACCUAAGUAGUUGGUAUGGUAGUUCCAAUUUGCCUAAAGACAUUAGCCGCCUUGUGAAUUUACGCGAUUUCCUCGCUAAAAAAGAACUCCACUCCAAUGUUCCCGAGGUUGGAAAGAUGAAGUAUCUGCAGGAGCUAAAAGAAUUCCAUGUGAAGAAAGAAAGUGUUGGAUUUGAUUUAAGAGAGUUGGGUGAAUUGAGAGACCUUGGGGGAGCACUCAGUAUUCAUAAUCUUGAAAAUGUGACAACCAAGGAAGAAGCUACUGGCGCCAAAUUGAUGUUGAAAAGGGAUUUGAAAGAGUUGACGUUAGUUUGGGGCAGAGAGCAACCUACUGAUGUAGAUGCUGAUAUUCUUGAUGCUCUUCAACCACACUCUAACCUUACAACACUUGGCAUUAUAAAUCAAGGUGGUACCACUUGUCCUAGUUGGUUGUGUCCCGAAAUAUGGGUGAACAAUUUAGAGAUUCUCCAUUUACAUGGCGUGUCUUGGGGAACUCUUCCACCUUUUGGGCAGCUACCAUAUCUCAGGGAACUCAGCUUGAAGAGUAUUUCUGGACUGCAACGGUUUGGUCCUGACUAUGGUGGUGUUACAGGGCAGUUGAAGAAAGUUGUGUUUCAUGACUUGUCAGAUCUUGUCGAGUGGGUUGUGGAACCUAACUGCGAUAUGUUUCCAGGUCUUGAAAGCAUCGAUUGCAGCAAUUGUCCCAAUCUAUGUUUGAUGCCCUUCUCGGAGUGCUCUUUUACCAGUUUGUGCAGGCUUCGCAUUGAUGGUUGCCCCAAGCUGUGUCUGCCUCCCAUGCCUCACACAUCGAGACUAACUGAUUUUGCUGUAAAACAAGACGCAAAAGCAUUCUCAGACAUGUUGUCUUACCAUGGGAAUUCCUUUGUUGUUGGUGGAUAUGCCGGUGCUUUGGCCUUGCAGAAUCUGGGUGAAGUAGAGUUUCUGCGUAUUGGAGAUGCAUCACACAUUUCGUGGGCAGACCUCGAAAACCUUAAAUCCUUGAGAAAAGUUGUGGGUCUCAGUAUAGAUGUAUCUCGUCUUACUGGGACAUUGCUGUCAAAAAUGUUCAAUAGUUGCCCAGCACUUGCUAAACUGUAUGUAAGUUCUUCAUCUGGAGACGAUGAGGAACAAGUAAUACAGUUCCCAUCAUCAGGCUCACUGCAGGCACUUAGCUUCUCCUUCUCGGAUGGCCUGGUUCUUCUGCCCGCGGAGGAUGGAGGGGGAAUCCAGGACAUCACGUCGCUCCAAUCAUUAAGUAUAUCAGGAUGCAGGAAGUUGUUCUCUCGGUGGCCCAUGGGAGAAGCUGGAGGAGCUCCGAUGGCCAACCCUUUCCCUGCAUCUCUCAGGAAACUUGAUAUUUUGGGAGAGUCAAUCAUGUUGUCAAUGGCUCUGCUCUCAAACCUCACGUCUCUCACCCAUCUAAGUCUAGUAGCCUGUGACAAUUUAACACUGGAUGGGUUUAAUCCUCUCAUCACAGUCAACCUCAAGGAAUUGGAGGUCCGGAACUAUUUCUGGAGUGGCAACUCUAUAGCAGCAGAUCUGCUCUCACAGGUGGCAAGGACCGAAUUAAUGCAUGCGGGCUCCUUCCAGUUGGAGAAACUGGUGGUGGAUAGCAUCUCGGCGGUGCUCGUUGCCCCCAUUUGCAGCCACCUCUCCGCCAACCUCCACGAGCUGCAAUUCUAUGAUGAUGAGCGGGCAAAAGGCUUCACGGAAGAGCAAGAGAAUGCGUUUCAUCUCCUCACCUCCCUCCAGACACUAGCAUUUCAUCGUUGCAACGUUCUGCAGUCCCUCCCUCAAGGAUUACAACGCCUUUCUUCUCUCAAAGAAUUACAUGUCUUUAGUUGUCGUCAACUCCGAUGGCUGCCAGAGCAGGGCUUCCCCACUUCGCUGCAAUUUCUACGUCUAUCGUGUGGCACUGCCGAGCAAGAAGAGCAAGCUGAGAAAUUGAAAGGAAUGUACCCAAAUUUAGAAGUAUAUUUGUAGCCCAAGGCUAGCAGGCUCCACUGUUGCAAUAUGGACAUAGCUUCUGAAAUGUGACAGGCUGCCAGGCACACGCCAAUCUGCCAACGUGGUAGCUUUUGUUCUGCACUUGCCUUUGUUCUGCUUUCAUCUGCUAGCUGCAUGGUAAAUAUGAAGACUAAGGCGGCACCUGAUAGACCUAUAGAUGAACGUCUAUUUUAAAAGAAUCUCAAUAGGACAGGAAGCAGCACCUGUAUAAUGGGACAUUAGUUAGACACGAGACAUCAGAUAUUGAUUCUGCAAAUUUGCCUCCAGUUCUGCUUUUAUGGAAUUAUUAAUCCUGUGUGUGCUUGCCAGUUUCGAUAGAAAAUUUUCAUGUGCCAGCUACACGGUAAAUAUGAAGACUAAGGCGACACCUCAUGGACAAAUAUAUCUAUUUUUAUUUACCUUUUUUAACAGAAUCUCAUCAGGACAGGAAGCAGACUUGCGAAUAAUUGGACUUUUUUUUCUGAUAAAUCAGAUCGAUUCUGCAAAAUGGUCUCUAGUUCUGAUUUUAUGGAAGUAUUAAUCCAGUGUGCUUGCCAAUUUUGAUUGAAAAGUAACAAGUAUAAACACAACGAAGAAAACCCAUAUUUUUUUCAAGUAAGCGGCAAUACGAAGUGAAGGUGUAGGAUCCGGUCUUAUUUCUCCGGUCCAGGCUGCUAUCACGUUCAAGUAAGCGGCAAUACAAAGUGAAGGUGAAGGAUCAACUGUAUGAGCAUUUCUGAAGCUUAGAACGGCAUCACGUCCAAUGUCCAGGCUGCUAAUACUUUGCCACAAUAAUUUGCAACAAUCAAUGAAUGAUAGAGAAAUUUUAUGCUCCUAAACUAUUCUGGACUGUUCAUUUUUUUAUCCAACAGUUUAGAUUGAACAUGGUGAACUACAUAGGCUGCAAAGUGACAGUUUGUGGACUGUUCUGUGCUUUGCUUUCUUGGAUAGUUGGACAGUUUGCUUCUGCACUUGUUGUCCGGCUUCUUACUGAUUGGGUAGCAUGUAUUUCAUGAAAUUAACAAUUUGUGUGGAAGAGCAUCACCUAAGACCUAAGUUAUAGUGAAGCUUCAUUGUUUACAUUUCAUCCUCUGUGCAUGGUGAUUAUCUGUUCAUGGACUUGAUCAGUCUGCGCCACCAUCAGGUUUAUGAUCCUGUGGUAACCAACUUUCCAUCCGGUGUUUCUUGCAUAUAAGCCGACGUUUCACCGGCAUCCUUGACAGUUUUAGGUCCUGCAGAACAAUACAACGUGAAUUCGGCAGUUGGCAUUCAGGACAUAGCUGUUCUACCCGAAUAAUAACAGCAAAGGAAACUUUUGUCCUGAUAUUCUGAGUGAGCCGAGCCCGGGGUCCCCUGCAGUGACCAUUUAAAAG
Messenger RNA from Triticum aestivum (bread wheat), 5480 nucleotides. Its product is annotated as putative disease resistance protein RGA3. The transcript has 11 exons. Lineage: Eukaryota; Viridiplantae; Streptophyta; Magnoliopsida; Poales; Poaceae. The record is from RefSeq and is a predicted model, not a curated record. Gene Ontology annotation, molecular function: ADP binding. Bases 55 to 4104 code for a protein of 1349 amino acids.